AAUGCUAAAAUAUUUUCCCAUAUUGUAAGCAUAUAAUUGCGUUGACACGACACAUUGCAUAAUAUAUAGCCCUGCAUGGAGGUAAUCAACGGGGGGAGACAACUAACGUUAACUUUUAGUUGGUCGCCGCCAUUAUACCACCGAAGAAGCGUUUACCGCCCUCCUUCACCGCUUCUUCUUCUACUUCUUAUCGUCGGUGGGAGAAAAAAAGUAAACAUCGUUGGUCGAAGGGACGGCUUGGUUGUCCUUGCUAGCAUUCGUUAUAUGGCAGUGGUCCAAUCACGACGAUUUAUGAACAUUACAGACACAUUGUAGAUGGUUAGCUACCAAGCUAUCAAGGCGUUAGCCAUCUUGCCAAUAUGAUGGCCUACUCUAAGCGUUAACUCUAGACUAGCGGCGAAGUGUCCCGACCGAUUAGCUGUUAGCAUUAGCUUGCCAUGGACGUUCGGGUGUAUUGCGUUGUCUGGAACCCCGGUUAACGCAAGGUGUGGCGAAACAAGACAUUAUUGUAUAUUAUGGUUGCAUAGGUGCUGGCUGUAUCUAUUUUCAGUGGACACCAAAUAACCCACAGCCCUGUUAGCAGGUGGCUAACGCUAACCGAACGCCGCCCCAGAUGCACGGCAUGAGGCAGUCACUGAUUUGUGAUGUUGAUCUUUCUCUACACCAUGUAAAUGUCACAAUCCUUCCAGUGUUCCACUGAACACGUUUCAUUUAACGGCUACAUUUUAUUAAAUAAUAUUCAGUAAUACUGACAAUCUGUCUCCCAAAUAGUUUGGUUUUCUAAUACAAACUUCAGUUUACUUCGUUUAGUAAAUAUUGUCCAAUCUGUCACCAUAAAAGGCUGCUAAUUGAAUAACUGCCCGAACACAACAAUCAAUAACGUUAUGUAACACUGUUCUCUCUUGGAUAAUCCUAUCUUUCUCAUCCAUCCAUAUUAGCAAUGAUAUAUAGAUACAGAGGCCUACUUGGACAGAGCAGUUUCCUGUUUAGGAAUUGUAGCAAUGUAUAGAAUCCGGUUAUAUUACAGGUGUGUUUGGCUCCUCUCAUUGCUGGAAACGGCAACAUAAGUUUGGCUGUUUAUCCAUUGAGCCUAAUUACAGCAGCUAUCAACAUUAUGCUGGAGCUCUGCCCAUGAAAUCGCAGCAAGUCGAACUUGGCUGGGUCUCAUAUUUUGCAGACACACCUGCAUGGUCAAAAUAACAAUUAGCCCAGUUCUGACCCAUGGACUAUAAAACCAAGUAAAGACGUGUAUGUGAUGUGACUGCAGCUCGCGUCCCCAAAGACUAAAAGCCAUGGAGAGCGCUACGUCUGUGUACAUGUGCUUCCCAUGCUACCAGGAGUUUGAGACAUUGGAAGAGGUGCUUAAGCACCAGCUCACCUGCAAUGCAGAGGCCACAGAGCCAGCCCCCGACAUGUCUGGCCUCGCCUCCAUUGCUGUCCAGCAAACUCAGCAACAGGUUGUAGGGCAUCUGUUGGCCCCUGAGACGACGCAACACAUCACGUCCAAAGAAGAAGAAGAAGCAGCAGCAGCAGCAGAAGAAGAAGCUUCCGUGUGGGAGACCAAAGACGGGACGGAGCAGGACGCCUCGAGCGACGUCCCUUCCACACAGUCCAACCAGCCCAGAAUACUCUACCAGUGUGGCGACUGCAAUGAACUGUUCAAAACCCUCGAGCAGUGGCAAGGGCACCGCCUGGACGAACUAUGUCAUCAGCCGGGGGUCCAAGCCCCACCCCAGGCCGAGCCAGAACCAGAACCAGAACCAGAGGGGGCCGAUGCGUCUGAGGAGGAGGCUGCGGAGGCACAAGGGGCGGACGAGGAGACGCAGCAGGAGGCCAUCCUCGGUAAACAAGCCGCGGCCUCUUCGAGUCAAGACGACUCUCCCUCCCGGAGGAGAGGAGCCAACAAGAAGCCCAAGCCGGAGGCCGUGUUCCUCUGCGUGGACUGUGGCUCCGGCUUCGGCCUGGUGUCGGAGCUGGUGGCCCAUCGCAAGAGCCAGCACGGCCUGGAGGAGGCCCUGCACCGCUGCUCCGUCUGCGGGGAAUGCUUCCUCAACACCACCCUCUUCCUCUACCACCGCAAGCAGCACCGGCAGAAGGGAGAGGAGAAGGGAGAGGUCCCGCAGAACGCUGUGGUCCACGUGCCGACAGGGAACGGCGACGCUGAGGAGGAGCAGGCGCCGACGGUGGUCCUCCCGGCGCCUUCCUCCUCUUCCCCCAGCGCCAGCGGGGGCUUCACCCAGCCCGAGGCCUUCAUGUGCACCCUGUGCGGCGGCAACUUCAGGAACGUCGGGGGGCUGUCGGCCCACCGCAAAGAGAAGCACGGCCUGAAGGACGCCCUCCACCUCUGUGUCGAGUGCGGCCAGGAGUUCAUGAACACCACCCAGUUCCUAUACCACCGUCGGCAGCACCGUGUCCAGCAGGUGAUGGUGCCAGAGGCCGGGGACGGAGCGGAGGUUGUGGUGGCGGAGGACGGCGGCCACGUCACCGUGGAGGGGGAGGAGAUUGAGAUGGAGGAGGGGGUGGAGAACCCACAGGGUCAGAAGAGGCCUUACUCUCCUGCCAUCACCACCGAUCCUGAGUCCCCCAGACCAAAGAGAGGCCGGCCCGCCAUCAGAAUCCUCAGCAAGAAUGCUCCACUUAAAGCGAUGAAGGGGGUGGGGACGGGGGCCAUCAAGGUGGAGCCGCCGGAUCCGGAGGCUGCCAACCAGCCCCCCCCCGCCAAGCUGCUGCAGGACUGGGCCCGCACCCCGCUGCCCCACGUGUGUCCCUACUGCGGGAAGACCUUCACGCGCCGGGUCUUCCUGCGCACGCACGUCUUCAGCCACACGGGGGAGAAGCUGUUCACAUGCAAGGUGUGCUCCAAGUGCUUCACCAACUCCCAGAGCCUGCUGCGCCACAGCAUGUGCCACACCGGCAACAAGCCCUACAUCUGCGACGAGUGCGGCAAGAAGUUCUCCCAGGUGUGCACCCUGAAGAGGCACCAGGCCACGCACUCGUCCAACCAGCCGCGGCGCAAGCGCGGACGCAAGCCGAUCUGCGGCCUGGAGGACGACGGCACGGCCCACGUGUUCCCCUGUCCUCACUGCACGGCGCGCUUCAACACGGAGGACCAGCUGAAGCAUCACAUACUGCUCCACAGCAGCCACCCCUUCCCGUGCACAGUGUGCGGCGAGGCCUUCAAGCGCAGGAGGGAGCUUGACCUGCACGCCCUCUCUCACCAAGACAAGGAGCCGGUGACGUGCAUUCACUGCUCGGCCCAGUUCGUCAACCAGUCGGUGCUGGACAUCCACCUGCAGCGCUGUCCCACCAGCGAGGAGGACAAGAACGUGGGCCGGGGCCGGGGCCAGGGAAGGGGUCGCUGCACUGGACAGAUGGAGUGCGACCUGUGCGGCCACCGCUGCAUGACCCAGGAGGGCCUGGACCUGCACCGCCUGUCCCACACGGGCCAGACCCCGCUCAAGUGCCCCGUGUUGGGCUGCCGGCGCCGCUUCGCGUCCAACGCGGCGCUGGAGGAGCACAUGCUGGCCCACAUCCAGGGCACGCUCAGCCGCUCUCGCCAUCGGCCGCGCUUCCGCUGCGACAUCUGCCUCAAGGAGUUUGCCUACACCUCCACCUUCAACGUGCAUAUGCGCACCCACACGGACGAGAGGCCCUUCGAGUGCGCCACGUGCGGCAAGCGCUUCCGCCAGCUGCCCCACCUGCAGGACCACGAGCGCAUCCACAGCGGCCUGCGGCCCUUCUGCUGCUGGGUGUGCGGCAAGAGCUUCAGCGUGGCGGCGCGCCUCACGGAGCACGCGCGCACGCACAGCGGCGAGAAGCCCUACGCCUGCGUCCACUGCCCCGCCGCCUUCCGCUCGCGCUCCAACCUGGACAAGCACGUGCGUCUCCACGGCGACCUGCCCCACGAGGGGGCGGGCUCGGCGGCGGACGCGGCGGCGGUGGCCCAGGUGCUGGAGGGGGCGGAGGUGCUCACGUCUCUGGCGGGCGCGCUGGAGGGCGAGGUGGGCGGCGGCGGCGUGCAGACCUUCUACGUGCUGCAGGAGGAAGGCGCCGGCGGCACGGAGACUGUCAUGAUCUCGUCGGAGCAGCUGGCGGCCAUGGACGGCUCGUCCCAGAUGGUGAUCCUGCCGUCGUCGGUGCUGGGCGGCGGCCAGACCAUCGCCCUGCCCCACCACCUGGCCAUGGACGGCGGGGAGAUCAUGGUGCACACCGGGGCCUCGCCCAGCCAGCAGCACACCAUCGAGUUCAUCGUGGAGGAGACGGUGGUGUGAGGAGGGGGAGGAGGAGGAGGCCGCCAUGUUCCGAGUGGCUGUGCGAGAGGUCUGUGUCUGUGUGUGUGUGUGUGUGUGUGCGUGUGCGUGUGCGGUGGUGGGUGAUAAAUCCUGUGAACUACGUCCUCCUCAGGGCGGGGGCGGCCAUGCUAGGGGGGAUUCGGUCAGGGGGUGCAAAUGAAAAGAGAAGGAUCAGAAAUAUAUCUUUGAAAUGUCCUGUUUUCAGACUGAUUGAAAGGUAGAUUGUAAAGUUGACAUUUUGUUUUAUAUAGUUUCAACUCGUAUUUACAACCUGUUUUAUCAGGGCUGGAGUUGGCCUCUCAAAUCUCAACUGCUUUCUUAACAAUAAAACGCUUCAGCUUCCACGUCAGUCGGUGUCCGUCAUUCUUAAAGGGGUACAUCGGGGCCACUGCCCCCCAUCUUCAAUCAAAAGGGUUUUUAUUAUAGGUCAUGCUGUAAAUUGAUAAAGGUUUAUUUUUUGAUACACACAACAUUGGGCCUUUUUGAUGGGACGGAUGGAUGGGUCUUAUGGCAGAGCUCAAAGUUCCCUCAGAAUGGUUUCUCCAUUUUGCUCUACUCCCAUCGCCCUCUCUUUAAGGACGGUUUAGAACAAACGAGAGUAGCGGGAGUGAGUUAGUGGAGGUGUUUAGAUUAACACUAAUGUCGCUGUAAUUUAUUGGACACCGCGCCUUCGAUUGGUUUUGUGUUGUAUUCACAUGUGGUAAUAACAGAAGCGCUGGGAUUUAUGGUGAUUGAGCUCAAGUGGGACAUUAUGCACUGGCAAGUAGUGUUCUGAAAUGAUCUCCCUAUCGUUCUAGUUACCUCAAAUAAUGAUCCUGUUAGCGUUGGAAUGGAAGAGAGGUGUCAUGUGAUCCAAGUUUAUUAUU
Molecule: messenger RNA, 5158 nt
Organism: Gadus chalcogrammus (walleye pollock)
Lineage: Eukaryota; Metazoa; Chordata; Actinopteri; Gadiformes; Gadidae
Gene: znf574
Product: zinc finger protein 574
Exons: 11
Coding region: 1293-4271 (992 amino acids)
Source: RefSeq, a predicted model, not a curated record